This is a messenger RNA of Pygoscelis adeliae (Adelie penguin), 1972 nucleotides long. It is a transcript of the gene ASB6, whose product is annotated as ankyrin repeat and SOCS box containing 6. The transcript is spliced from 6 exons. Gene Ontology annotation, cellular component: BRCA1-BARD1 complex. The record is from RefSeq and is a predicted model, not a curated record. Gene Ontology annotation, molecular function: protein binding. NCBI's taxonomy places the organism in Eukaryota, Metazoa, Chordata, Aves, Sphenisciformes, Spheniscidae. Gene Ontology annotation, biological process: intracellular signal transduction; protein ubiquitination. Bases 112 to 1377 code for a protein of 421 amino acids.
CCUUUGGAAACCCGGCAGCACCGGGGUCUGCCCGCCGGAGACCUGCGUGGGGGGAAGACACCAGUGCCAUGCUGGAGGCCCCUGGACGGUCUGUGCACGUAGCAGAGCACGAUGCCUUUCCUGCACGGCUUCCGCAGGAUCAUCUUCGAGUAUCAGCCCCUGGUAGACGAGAUCUUGGGGUUGCUGGCGAUACAGGAUGCGGAAAGGCAGAGCGCCCUUGAGAGCCCUGCCUGCCUGGGCAGCGACAGGAGCCAGCUCUCAGCCGUGAGACGAGUCUUGGAAAGGGAGACCCACUCCCCGUUUUAUCAGGAAGGCGUGAGCUACGCCCUGCUGAAGGUCACCGAGCUGGGGCUCGUCCCUGCCGCAGAAAUCCUCCUGGAGUUCGGAGCUGACCUCAGCUUUGAAGAUCCAGUCACCUACUACACCCCCCUGCACAUCGCAGUGCUCCGCAACCAGCCGGAUAUGGUGGAGCUCCUGGUGCGCCACGGGGCUGACAUCAACCGCAGAGACCGGAUCCAUGAGAGCAGUCCCCUCGAUCUGGCCAGCGAGGAGCCUGAGCGGUUGCCGUGCCUCCAGCGGCUGCUUCAGCUGGNGACCGAUUGCUCCAUUGCAGGAAAGACAGCGCUGUUGCACGCCCUGGCCAGCAGUGACGGUGUCCAGAUUCGCAACACCGAGAGCAUCCGUCUCCUGUUGGAAGGAGGUGCGGACGUCAGAGCCACCACCAAAGAAGGUGACACUGUCUUCACCUACAUCAUCUUCCUGCUGGGAGAGAUGGUGUGCAGCAACACUGAGGAGGCACAGGUGACCAAUCGCUUCUGCUUUCGUGUCACACAGCUGCUGCUGGCCCACGGUGCCAACCCCAGCGAGUGCCCGGCCCCCGAGUCCCUCACCCACCUCUGCUUCAAAAGCUUCAAACGCCACUUCCCGCUGCUGCGGUUCUUGCUGGAGUCGGGUGCUGCCUACAACUGUUCCCUCCACGGUCCCUCCUGCUGGUCAGGCUUCCACAUCGUCUUCGAGUGCCUCUGCUCGCACCUUAGUGUCUCCGAAGAUGACAGCUUCUCUACAGACCUCAUCCAGAAGGGUCAGACUCUGCUGGAGCUCAUGAUGGCCAGUUCACAAGCCAUCCAGCUGCCCAGCAACUUUGAGGUCAACACCAGCAGCUGUAGGUACCACGGGGAGAAGAUCAGGACUCUCUUCUGCUCUCUGAAGCAGCUGGAGCGCUCCCCACAGGCAUUGAAACAUCUCUGCAGGGUGUUUAUCCGGCAGCGCCUUAAACCGUGGCCAGUAGAUGUCAAAAUCAAGGCUCUACCUCUUCCAGACAGGCUGAAGUGGUACCUCCUCAUUGACCACACUGCUGCCGGGCACGAGGACCUCUGAGCCUAACUAAUGCCUCUGCGUCUCCCCCCCCUCCACAGGCCAUGGUGUGCCUACAGCCACUAAAUCUCUGCUCUGGGCCAGUUUUCUCCGCAAAAGGUGGACUGUCCACACGCUGUCCACGCGCCCACAGCUUGGCCAGCGCUGCCCAUGGUGUCCGUCUCUGCUGCGUUUUUGGGGGGUGUGCUUUUUUGAGCAUGACGCUGCGUGUACGUCUGUGGAGGCCUUGUUGCUCCGGGGCACAUGGUGGGGAAGGGGGGCAGAGCCCCGUGGUUCCUGGGGGUGAAGAGAGCCCCUGGGCAUCGGGGAGCCGGAUACUGGGGCAGAGGGCUGGUUUGUGUGGAUUUUAAGAAAAAGAUUUUUAAGAAAAGGCCUGGCGGGCAGGACCGGUGGGGCGGUUGGGGUGGUGUGACUGGACAGGCAGCCUGUCCCCUCUCUUUCCAGCCCUGCCGGGUCCUGGGUGGGUGAAGCAGUGCCUUAGGCGAGCGGCGGAGUCGUGAGAUGCUUCGGGGUGCUGGGAGGAGAGGUGUUCCCCAUGCCCGGAGAGCGCUGGCAUCCGUGUCCUGGUUUUCUGCCUUUGGUCCCGCUGGUGUGAGCG